Molecule: messenger RNA, 1969 nt
Organism: Gossypium raimondii (Peruvian cotton)
Lineage: Eukaryota; Viridiplantae; Streptophyta; Magnoliopsida; Malvales; Malvaceae
Product: lysine--tRNA ligase, chloroplastic/mitochondrial
Exons: 13
Coding region: 63-1835 (590 amino acids)
Biological process (GO): lysyl-tRNA aminoacylation
Cellular component (GO): cytoplasm; cytosol; mitochondrion
Molecular function (GO): lysine-tRNA ligase activity; ATP binding; tRNA binding
Source: RefSeq, a predicted model, not a curated record
GAAGAAGAGUGGUAGUAGUGGUAAACUGGUAAUAACAGCAAAAAGCAUAAAGCAAUUUGAAGAUGGAGGGCUUGAAGGUAUGGAGGUUAUCUUCAUCCAUUGCAAGGCCUUCGAAUUUGAGGCAACUAUUUGGAUUAGGUACUUCCUCUGGCCUAGUCCGCUGCUUAGACAAUGGCGCCGCCGCCGCCAACGCCACCAACACAAGGUUUCCCUCUCGCAACCGCCGCGCUUCCACCUCCACAUCCACUUCCACUAACACUUCGGACCGUGAAGCCGUCCGUGCGAUCCGCCUGAAAAAAGUAGAGCAAUUGCGGAGCAAAGGGACGGAGCCGUACGGUUAUAAGUGGGAUAGGAGUCACAGUGCUAAGGAGCUUCAAGAAAUAUACAAGGAUCUAAACAAUGGAGAAGAGUUGGAUAGUGAGAGCCACCAUGUUUCUAUUGCAGGCCGAAUUGUGGCUCGUAGAGCCUUUGGGAAGCUUGCUUUUCUCACUUUAAGAGAUGAUUCCGGCACUAUUCAGCUAUACUGUGAGAAAGAAAGGCUUUUGAAUGAUCAAUUUGAGCAGUUAAAGACACUUGUUGAUAUUGGUGAUAUAUUGGGUGCUUCUGGCUCUAUCAAGCGGACUGAGAAAGGGGAGCUUUCUGUUAAGGUGGAUUCUUUUUCAAUCCUUACUAAAUCACUACUUCCACUGCCGGACAAGUUUCAUGGUUUAACCGACAUUGAUAAGCGAUACCGUCAAAGGUAUGUUGACAUGAUUGCAAAUCCUGAAGUAGCUGACAUAUUCCGGAAACGAGCAAAGAUCAUGAGGGAGAUACGAAAGACAGUAGAAUCUCGAGGUUUUGUUGAAGUUGAAACUCCAGUUCUGCAGGGAGCAGCUGGUGGGGCUGAAGCAAGACCAUUUGUGACAUACCAUAACUCCCUUGGAAGGGAUCUUUAUCUAAGAAUUGCAACUGAACUUCACUUGAAGAGAAUGCUGGUUGGGGGAUUUGAAAAAGUAUAUGAGAUUGGUCGGAUAUUCAGAAACGAAGGCAUUUCUACUCGUCAUAAUCCUGAAUUUACUACCAUCGAGAUGUAUGAAGCAUAUUCAGACUAUCAGAGUAUGAUGGACAUGGCCGAGGAAAUUGUGACCCAAUGUGCUCUUGAAGUUAAUGGAAAGCUCACCAUUGAUUACCAGGGGACUGAGAUACAGUUGCAGCGGCCAUGGCGGAGGGAAACCAUGCACAAUCUUGUUAAAGAAGUAACUGGGGUUGAUUUCACUGAAUUGGAAGAUGAUCUUAAAGUUGCUAAAGAUGUUGUUCUGAAGGCAGUUGGGCUUGGUCUCGAUAGUAAGGACAAGUCUUCCAUUGAAGCUUGCCCUUCACUUGGCCACCUCCUUAAUGAGGUUUUUGAAAUUUUUGUUGAACCGAAGCUCCUGCAACCUACAUUUGUUUUGGACUAUCCCAUUGAAAUAUCUCCUCUUGCCAAACCUCACCGGAGGCAUGCAGGUUUGACUGAGAGAUUUGAACUCUUCAUAUGUGGUCGUGAACUGGCCAAUGCAUUCUCGGAGUUGACUGAUCCUUUGGACCAGAGAGCUCGCCUGGAACAGCAAGUAAGACAACAUAACAAGAAGAGAGCAGAAGCUGUUUCAGUCACGGAUGGCACAGGAGAGCAAAAGAAUAUAGAUGAGGACUCCAUGUAUGAAGUGACUCUUGAUGAUGAUUUUCUUACUGCUUUGGAAUAUGGAAUGCCUCCGGCUUCAGGAAUGGGACUUGGAAUCGACAGGUUGGUGAUGCUCUUGACGGAUUCCGCCAGCAUCCGAGACGUCAUUGCUUUUCCCGUUUUAAAGAUUUCACAGUAACCGGUAGGAUGCCGCUACUUGAACUAUAACUAGAGUAAUAACAUCCCUUUUCUUAUAUUAUUUUUAUUUAUAGCCCCUUAUUUGAGUAUUCAGUGUAGUGUUUAUGGAAUGAUAAUUUAAUUUUGAUUCGAUUA